AUGCGGGCCAAACUUCUCGAGCGCCCCAACGACAUCCUGACCGAUCUACUUGUCAUGGACACCUGGUCGGCGCUGCGCGAGUUCCAAGCGCGGUCAAUCGCAACGACGGGCAACCGAGACUCCCUCUUAGAGAAGGAAUUCAUCAAGGAGUUCCUAAUUCAAGUCCCCAUGCCCAGCGUCUUUGAGUGCUUGCAAGAAGCCAGCCAGAAGGGAUCGACGAACGAGGUGAAACUCGUGUGCCACUGCCUUGAGCGAAUCUUUCGCAGCGAAGUUGGUCCCGAAAUUCUCUUCCAAGAGUCGAUGCUCCCCUUCAUCGUUGCGGGUAUUUCGCAUGACGAAGUCGCGGCAAAGGCACUUACUCUCGACAUGUUGGACGUCCAUUUGACCGCACAAUAUCACGCGAGCAUGGACCAUGACAUCUUGCUGCAUGCAAUAUGCGACUGCCUCUUGGACGAGGACGCGGCGAUUGCACGUCGUGCAAGCAGCAUUCUGCUCAAGCUCGUGAGUGUGCCUGACACGGGCGUCUACCACAAAGUCCUCCUGCGCCUACGUGACCUCGUCGCCGACUAUCUCUCGCGGCCGUCACGGGAGAAUUCGGUCGAGUUUGUCCGGCUGCUCGAGCUCAUUUCGAGGUGUGCUGGCGUUAGCGACGCCGUCAUGCGCGAGAGUAUUGCGCUGGGGCUGGUGGAACCGAUUCUUGACGGCAUUGAGUCAUCCGACGCGCUCUUCCAGCUGAACGUCCUCGACAUUAUUCCGAAUCUGUGCACGACGCAGGCGGGUUUGCUGCACUUGUUCCAUUCUGACCUGUUGGCGCAUUUGGUGGCGUGUGCGACCAACCCUUUGGUGGGUGGCAAUGCGUUGCGAUUGAUCGGGACGUUUUCGACGCUGGCGGUGGCCCAACGAGUCGAGAGCUGGAAUUGGACCGAUGGGGCGCUCGCCAAAGCUUUCUUGGCCGCCGUCGAAUCGUCUUUCCAAGUGGGAGAUUCCCAGCAGCAGAUCGCUGCCAUGGAUGCCAUUGCUGCCUUUGGCAGUGCCUCGGACAAAGAACUAGGACUGCUCUUGGCCCACCGAAGCCUGUGCGACGCAUGGCUUUCCCUCGGCAAAUCGGCCUUGUUGGAAGCAAAAUCAGCGUGCUUCAUCUCGCUGGCGACCAUUCUCACUCGCGGCACACGCCUCUCGACGAGACCCAACGACGUCCUCGCCGACGAGAACGCGACGUUGUGGACGUUCCAUCGCCGCCUCUUCCAUGCUCUAGGGGGGUCCUGUGGACGGCCGAGCACGAUGCACCACCUCAUGGACUGCCUCCGUCAACCUUUUGAACCCAUUCGAGUCGGGGUGUAUUCGUUGCUGCAGACCGUCGCUGCCCAAGGACACCCGUGGGGGCUCGAGGCAUUGCAUGCGUACGGUGGAUUCAUUGAGUUCCUCGGGGACCGCUCCACAGAGCCGACAAAGAUCACGCGCGAAUGGAAGUUUGCCAUCCUCGACGCGAUCUUGGCAUCCAAGUUUCAGCACGUGUUCGGUGUCCGCGCGGUCGACGAACUGACCAAGGCAUUUGAACAAGGGCCGUACGCUGGCCGAGCGCAGCAUGCCGAGCCGAUGCUGGACGCGAAUUAACCCACACCAUCCGUUGAAGCUCAAACGUACAAUUAAAUAAGCUCGACUUCUUUCCCAAAAUCUCGCCAGUGCCGCGCACAGCUCCUGGUCUGGCGCACCAUUUGUCGGAGGUGCUUGUUGAUCGUCUCCGACGUUCGCCGCGCCAGACGUUCCCGCGUCGCCGCCUCCUUCCACCAUGUCGUGGUUCGUGCGAGGGUUUCUUCCAGUCGAACUUUCUCGGCUUGGAGGGACACGAUCUCUUCUCGGAUGCGCAUCCUGUGCUUCUUCGCCGACUUGGCGAUCUGGGCUCGACGUCGAGCCAGUUUUGCUUCCUUGGAGAGCGGGAAGGGCGGAGGUGGCUGUUUGCCGUUGCGGACGGGGAGAUCCACUUCGAAAUUGAUGCGAAGGAGCAACCCGUCGGGGUCGUUGCUCAGCACGUCGUGGAGGAGUUGGUUCUGGAGCAGCAACGAGCCGCGCAUCUCGAAAGCGAAAGUGCUCGGGAUGCGACGCCUCUAGCCCACACGUUGGCGCGGCAGCGGCAUUUGUCGCAUGUGCCCAAGUGGGAACGAGGUUG
Molecule: messenger RNA, 2167 nt
Organism: Aphanomyces invadans
Lineage: Eukaryota; Oomycota; Saprolegniomycetes; Saprolegniales; Verrucalvaceae
Exons: 11
Coding region: 1-1614 (537 amino acids)
Biological process (GO): proteasome assembly
Cellular component (GO): cytosol
Source: RefSeq, a predicted model, not a curated record